Molecule: messenger RNA, 6682 nt
Organism: Coregonus sp. 'balchen'
Lineage: Eukaryota; Metazoa; Chordata; Actinopteri; Salmoniformes; Salmonidae
Source: the annotation of a GenBank genome assembly
AUGCGCAGCGAGAAGAAGACCAAACAUCAUAAGAAGAAGCUUGAGCAGCUUUGUGAUAAGGUAAGCCCUAUGCUUAGUAUUUGCUCAAUCCAUACAUGUUAAAGGCCUUUAAAAAAAGGUCCAGGCUAACAGGAACUAUGAGAGGAAGUGAGUUUGUCAACAAAAUCUGAAUAUAAUCGAUUUUAUUGUUUUCUCUCACUUUUUCCCCAUUAUGAGACAUCAGAAGGGCCUCAUGCUGAAAGACGUAGGGACUUUAUUCUACAACAUUUGAGACAUAAAAAAUAAUUAUAGUAAUUUUAAUGCAAUGUCAAUGGGUACUGAAUAUAUUCCCUUCUAUCUACAAAUGUGAUUACCUCUUUUGCAAGCUACCUCUACUAAUGAUUGUAAUUAGGGUUACAAAAUACCUGGAAAUUUCAAUAAUUCCCUGGUUUUCCAGAAAUCCCAGUUGGAGGAUUCCCAGAAUCAGGAGGGAAUAAGCAUGAAAUGCCGAAUCCUCCAACCAGGAUUUCUGGAAAACCAGGGAAUUUAUUUUGCAACCCUAAUUGUAAUUACCUGUUCCCUGCCCUACCAUUUGUUAGCAGGACCCUCUGGUAUCCAGGCGAGACCCACAGCCACUCUGGGUGCUGGGGAGGGGACGUCUGUCUUUAAACCCUACCCGGGAGGGAAGAGGAAAAGGAGCCCGUUGUCAAAGAGAGAUCCCCUGCCGCCCAGCCGGGUGAAGAGAUGGGACCGCCGGUCAUGGCGCCGACAGCUAGACAGCAGUGCCUCAGACUCCCCACCAUCUGAUGCCAGCGUCAUGCUCAGCCCACCCUACACCCACACCCCCUUUCUCUCCCCCACAGAUACCAGUGCUCCUCCUCACCCUACUCCUCUUUCUAGCACAUCUCCCAACACCCUAAUACUUUCCCCUUCCUUCUCUUUCAGUAUGUCUUCCAGUGCCCCUAGCACCCCAGUACGCACACAGUUAUUCACCUCCAGUGCCCCUUGCACCCCACAACAUGGGACCUUUCGCAGGGAGCAGAGAUGGAAACUCGAGUCUGAGACUCGGACUCGAGUCACACUUAAAUCGCAAAGAAAAUGACUUGCGACUUGACUUAGACUCAUGAUCAAUUGACUUGAGACUUGACUUGGACUCUAGAUGAGAGACUUGUGAACAAUGCAAGUCAGUACUGGGAUAAGUUUUUGUUGUGCAUUCUGUCAGAUAACAUGGAACAGGCGGCAUUGUAACACAGAGAUAGUAGUUUAAUACAGAGGGCUGAAAAGCGUUCUAGAACGGCUGCGUCAUUUGUACGUUACUGUAGUACUACAGCUAAACAAUUGUAAUCAGCAACAAUGUCAUCAGGUGGUGAGGCUUUCGUUAUUACAUUUGGUUACAAGAACCUGCAGUAUAAUGCCAGAGGCAAAAAACGAAAUGCUGUUUGCAAAACUUGUGGAAUUAACAUUAAAGAUGCAUUAAAGCGCAACUACAUCUAACUUCAUCUGCAUUUGAAAACUCACCGCGAAAGGUCAGUUAGGCUAGCUAGCUAACAACGUUACAAUGUGGUUAGACUAAUAAUAGCCUGUUUAGCAGAUGCCAGCUUGAUAUAGCUAGCUUUCUUGUGUGUCAUCUUUUAGCUAACUGGAAAUGUAUUACUGUCGAAUAUUUCUCGAAAGGUUAAGAGGUGGGUUGUCAGAUAGCUAGGCCUACUUGUUAGCAGAGAUGAUUAAAUUACAUCUCAGCGAUAUGGAUAUCACUAUGGGAUUUAAUAUACUUUCUGUUGUAGCCUGGUCGUAGGAAGUAACUUAGUAUAAAACGAGAGUUCAAAGCAUGCAACUUCUUGGACAUUUCUGCUGAAAAAUCCCAUAGACCAUAUAUAUUUGUUUGUGUCCUUGUACUUCCAUCUCAAGUCAGCAACAACUAUCCACCAUGUUGUUCAUCUGCAGGUUCACUGAAUUCUGCAAAGCAAAGGUGGCCAGCGCAGGGACAGAAGGACAGAGCAGCAUUGACUCAUUCUUGACCACCACAGGUGUCCAUGUGUACAGCCAGGGCCACCCCAGGCAGAAGGCCAUAACAGAGGCUAUACUGCAAGACCUGAUCAUUUCCUGCAACCUGCCUAUGUCCUUAGUGGACAACCUUCACUUUAGGCAUUUCAUGUCAGUGGUAGAUGACAAAUAUAGACCAGUAAGUAGGCCCACAUUGACCAGGCGCCUGCAUGACUUAACAAUGAACAAAGAGGCUACAAUCAAAAGUGCCCUAGAGAAGACAGAAUCAGUGUCUGUCACUGUAGAUAUAUGGACUGACAGGACCAUGAGGGGCUUCAUGGGAGUAACGGCCCAUUACAUGGCCAUGGAAGAGAAAAAAACUCCCAGACUGGAGUCAGUUCUGUUGAGCUGUGAUAGAUUCACAGGGUCACACACUGGGGAAAGAAUCAGUGAUACAUUUGAAGUAAUAUGUGAUAAUUUUGGCAUAAAACAUAAAUUAGAUUAUAUCAUAUGUGAUAACGCUGCAAAUAUGAAAAAGGCCUUCACAGUUUGUUUCCCCAAAGCAAGCAAUGAUCAUGAUGAUGAUGAUGAUGAUGUGGAUAACCCCAGCCUAUGGGAAGAAUUUGGUGAAGAGUACAAUGCUGAUGUUGAAGCUAUCCAAACCAACUGCAGGCAACAGCGCUUACAGUGCUUUGCCCAUUCAUUACAACUGGUGAUUAGAGAUGGACUAAAGGAAACAAAAAUCAUAAACAGUGUGAUGGCUAAGGUAACUAAACUUUGCAGCUUACUACAUACUACAUGUGGUCUGAAAGAAGCAUUUGAAGCUGAGUUCGGAGCCAAUCGUAGUAUCCCUGCUGCUGUGUCUACCAGAUGGAAUUCCAUCCUCCGGCUUGUUAAAGCAGUCACCAAUCUGAAUCAACAAAGCCUCAAUACUCUACUUGAGGCCCAAGGACACAAGGAGCUCUGCUUAUCACCAAGGGAAUGGAGCCAGCUGUUAGAGCUAGUGGACAUUUUGGACCCUUUUGCCAGGCCACUGACCUUACUCAGGGGGAGAAAGUGACUCUCAGUGCUGCACUUCCUUGUGUAUUGUCACUCAACUAUCAUCUGCAAAGUAUACUGAGCAAGUCGUCACCUAGUCAGUCAGUAAAAGCACUGCAGCAGUCCCUCAAACGUCGAUUCCAUGGGGUGUUUGGGAAUGUCAGAAUGGAGCACUCGGAUGAACAGGCAACAAAACUUCCAUUUGGUGACAAUGUAUACAUAAUGGCUGCACUGCUGGACCCAUCUUUCUGCCUGUUCUGGCUUGAUCAUGAUGUCCUCAUACCACAUGAAGAUAAAGCUGAAUUGAAGGAGAGUCUGAUUGGUAGGUACAAUGCAUUGCAACAUGCAACGUUUUCUAUGCCACUUGCAUUCAAAUAAUAAUGAUUUGUUUUCAUGUAUAAUGUAUCCUGUUAUAUUCUUGAUUAUAUACAUCAUUUUAUGAAUUUUUUUCAGACCUUGUUUUCGCUGAGGCACGGAAAGUCACCGUUUGGGAGAGCAGUAGUGAAGAAGAAGAAGAAGAAGAACCACCUGCCAAAACCUCCAGACUGUUCUUUGGCUACCGCAACAAGAUCAGCAAGAACAAAGGAGACAUAAAGUAAUCUGUCAGAGCAGAGAUUAUUCGCUACAUUCAAGUAUCUUCUGAUGAAAAUGAAGUUGAUUGCUUGGAUUUUUGGAGAAUCCAUGCGAAAGACUUUCCAAGGCUCAAGCAGGUAGCAAUGACAGUGUUGGCUGUGCCUGCCACCAGUGCCCCAGUGGGGAGAGUGUUUAGUCAUGGAGGCCUCAUCGUGCCAGGCUCAGUGCAUGAACGCUGACAAACUUGAUCUUUCUGAAAUGUAACCUGUCUGCAACAGAAAUGUUCUCUGUCUUAGGGCACAGGAUGUAAUUUGCUACUUGUUACAGGAAAUUGUGUUUCUGUUGUUAAGUGUCCAGGUCAGUAAGUAUAUUUUAGGUAUAUAGAACACUUUAGUAGUGCCGUUAUUGAACAGUUGUUAGUCAUUUUAGUUUACAUUUAUACUUGUCAUUUAUCUUCCCUCACCUACAGAUGUUCUGUUUGUGUGACAGAAUGAAGUGAAAUAUAGACAAUGUCUGCCACAAAAUACCACGCACUUUAAAAUGUUAUGUUAGCUUUUGAUAUCCGGUACAGUUACUUUUAUUCAUGUAAACUGUCUACAUUUUAAAAGGAAAUUUAAAUAGUGCCUGAUGUGCUUUCUUUCAUACAAGUAUGGACUAAUGAAGGGAGUCUCUUCAAAUAAUUUACAAGGUUUAUAGACCUAACUCACAGCAAGCAGAAAGCCAUUGCCAAAAGGGACUUGUGACUUGACUUAGACUUGGCCCUAAAAGACUUGAGACUUGACUUAGACUUGGCCCUAAAAGACUUGAGACUCGACUUGGACUCUACCCCAAAGACUUGUGAACAUAUCUGGCAGGGAGUCAACAUUCCACACCAGGAGCGACAUCUCAGGAAAUAGGACUACAUGUUGUGGGCUGGAGAGCUGUCCACCAGCAGCUGAAGGGACAGUAACCAUUGCCAACCCUAAAGUCUUAGUAACCAUCCCUAAAGCUAGAUGUCAAGUAGCUAUAUGUCACACUCCAUGCCCAGACAUGUUCAAUAUUAAAGAGGAUACAGCGAAGAUAGAUGAUUCUGAGAUGAGAAUGAGCAGUGAAAUGAAGAAGACUUCAACGCCAAAGAAAAUGACUGAGAAAUGUUCUUCUGCCAUAGCUACAACUUCCGUAUCAUCACAUGCCAGUCCCACUCUGAAAGAAUCUAAGAUUCCACAAGCUGACCCGUGACUACAGAAACCAAUGAAACCACCAGCCUCACCUGAUGUUUCUUCAACUGAGCUAGACCGUGGGACCCCAUCCCAGGCAGUAAGCUAACACUCACCUCCAUCUUUUCCUACACUUAUCAUUUACCACAGACCAAGAGAAGUCCACGUAAAAGCCCUAAGUCUCCAUGUAAUUCAUCUCCUCAGUCAACUACAGAACAUCAGAAACACAAGUCUUCUCAAAAUAAGAAAAGUCCUAAAACCAAGACCUCUGAUUCACCUAAAUUAACACCUGCACCUUCUUUGUCAGAGAAGCAGACAGACAAAACUGAGUGUCAUUUCAAGAAACCACUAACACCUCAGAGUGUUGUCAGUAGGAAGGCAGGCUCUGUAGUGUCACAACAUGCUCUAUCCACCAAAAAUACCAAAUCCCCAAGUGCUGGAGGGAGCCGGCCAACCGACAAGAGUUCUCCUCCCAGUGACAUUCGUCUUAAAACUAGGUUCUGCAAACACAGCUUUGAGCCAAAGCUGUGAUGAGUGAUUUCGAAGGAGUCAGGCGCAGGAGUGUAAAUCACAGAAUAACAGGAUUUAUUCCGAAACACAGAGUUACGCAGUAAUGCGUCAAAACACUCCAGUGCGCAAAACAGGCACACUGGAAACAACAAAGCACACAGGGAAAUAUCCCGGCGAUACAAAAUACAAGGAGCUCCAUCGAGCUUCUCUAACCUCCACAAUAAACUAUCACACACAAAGACAAGGGGGCAGAGGGAACACUUAUACAGGUACUGAUGAGGGGAUAUGAACCAGGUGUGUGUAAUAAACAAGACAAAAUAAAUGGAAUGAUUUGAUGAGGAGUGGCAGUGGCUAGAAGGCUGGUGACGACUAACACCGAAGCCUGCCCGAACAAGGAGAGGAGGCAGCUUCGGAGGAAGUCGUGACAAAAGCCAAAGGGGGACAGUGGGAGGAAAGAGAGACCUUCCCUUCCAAGCCUUAGAGACUUGAAGCAGGCAUUUACAGCCCUUUGUCAGCCUGUAGUAGCUAAACUCUCCAGUGGAUUGUCUAGGGCUCCGACUGACACACAGAGGCUGUUCAAGACCCCCUCCCCCAAUACCUCCUCACACAAGAUCCCCUCUCCCAAGAGGCCUCAGAGUAGAGGUCUUCACGGAUCUACCCAGGAUCAGAGGAUCAGAGAUCCGAUCCAGGAUCAGAGCUUGUCUAUGCGGCCCACCACCAGCACCUCCAGCACAACCAACAACCCAGAAGGGAGACCUGCAGCCUCAGCCUCAAUCCUGGGCAUGAGUUCAGAGCAAAAAAUGAGACAAGGUUUCCAGACACCGGACACACCCAGGCCAAAUAGCUACCCCCCCAAGAGCAAACCCACAGGCAUUUCCCCAAACUAUAGAGGUACCGGUACUCCUUUCCGGGGAAGUGAGGGGAAUCUAACAACUUCCCCUACCUCUAGGGGCCUGGCAACCUCCCAUGACUGUCCAUCUCAGAAUAAAGCCUCAUAUUCUGCCACACUACCACGUGAGAGGGAGAGGGAGAGAGAGAGGGAGAGACGGGAGAGGGAGAGGGAGAGACGGGAGAGGGAGAGGUGUCCUCCCUCACCCAGACACCCUCACCCAGCAUGGGGCCCAGUUCCACAUCCAAGCAGGGAGGGUCAUCCUAAAGAAGACUUUAGAAAGAAAGACAAGACUACUAGAGGACAGGAGGACUUUAGAACUAAAGUCAAAAUACCUUGUGCACCAACUCAAAAACCCUCUACCUCUCACAAGGGUUGGCCAAAUGUACCCUCACCCUGCCAGAAUCCUCCACCUGCGAGAAAUGGUCCUCAGUCACGCUCCAAAAAGACCAAAGGCACCCACUUACCCGCAGCUCAGAUUAACUGUAAAUUAAUAUGUAUUCUGUACAAGUGA